AUGUUUCAAGACCCGGAGGGUAUGCUUACUCGCCUGGUGCGCUCUUUCGCUGCGGGAGUCAUUGCGGCUUUAGCACUGGUGCAUAUCAUCCCAGAGGCUGUGGAGGAAAUGUCCGAGUUGGGGGGAGUGGAAUAUCCCCUUGGGGGCACCUGUGCUUUGGGCGGGGUCGCGCUCAUGAUACUGUUGGAGCACAUGGCACACAUCAUGCAUGAUGGGGACGGAGGAGGACACGCCGUAGGCGGAGCUUCCAAAACAGGCAACAGCAUCCCACACAAGCACAAAUCCUCCAAGCUGAUGUGCCCCGUGGCUGUGGAUUCACCGCGGAACUCCCCCUCUCGUGCUCCAGCGGCUGUAGCUGAAGGCUGCCUGAAGCCGCAGACCAGCAAUAGCGGCGAUGAACUGCAUAUGGACGGUGGGGCCGUUGGCGGCAGCGGUGUCACACACGGUCACAGUCAUGUGUGCGUGUCCCGGGGAUCGGCCCCCAAUUGGUUGGCGGCCGGCACUGUGGAGGCGAUGGGCAGUUUACGGUUGAAGGUGGUGGCGUAUCUGUUCGAGAUCGGCUGCAUUUUCCAUAGCUUUAUCAUUGGCCUGUCCCUAGGAGUGAACCAAACCGACUUGAAGGAAGUUCGCUCGCUACUUAUCGCGCUUGCUUUCCAUCAAUGGCUGGAGGGAAUCAGCCUGGCGAGCGUGGUAAUCCGGGGCGGUUUCACAGCGCGGAAGGGCGCCCUAAUGAUUUUGACUUACUCGCUGACGUGCCCCGUGGGCAUUGCAAUCGGCAUGGCAAUUGCUGAAACGUACGAUGGGGAGUCCACGAAGUCGCGCGGCAUUCAGGGGGCCUUCAACGGCGUGUCUGGCGGCAUGCUGCUUUACAUUUCCUUGGUCCAGUCAUGGGGGGUGGCCGACAUUUUUGGCGUCAUUUUUGCGUCGAGGGCGGGUUUUCUCUCUGGAUGCGGCAGGUGGUUUUUAAUCGGAUUUUGGAUCGGGUCGGGUUUUGAAUCAAUCGGUUUUUUAGUUCUGCGCGUCUCAUUUUAG
Messenger RNA from Volvox carteri f. nagariensis, 1032 nucleotides. RefSeq lists its product as uncharacterized. Lineage: Eukaryota; Viridiplantae; Chlorophyta; Chlorophyceae; Chlamydomonadales; Volvocaceae. Gene Ontology annotation, biological process: zinc ion transmembrane transport. The coding region runs from base 1 to 1032 and encodes 343 amino acids. The transcript has 5 exons. Gene Ontology annotation, cellular component: plasma membrane. Gene Ontology annotation, molecular function: zinc ion transmembrane transporter activity. The record is from RefSeq and is a predicted model, not a curated record.